This is a messenger RNA of Anopheles stephensi (Asian malaria mosquito), 971 nucleotides long. RefSeq names its product general odorant-binding protein 45-like. The transcript has a single exon. The coding region runs from base 66 to 965 and encodes 299 amino acids. The record is from RefSeq and is a predicted model, not a curated record. Gene Ontology annotation, molecular function: odorant binding. Gene Ontology annotation, biological process: sensory perception of smell. Lineage: Eukaryota; Metazoa; Arthropoda; Insecta; Diptera; Culicidae.
CAGCUGCAAAGCUCCCUAUAAAGUAACACACUUUUUGCCCCAUUGCAGUGUAGUAAUGCUUCACGAUGCUUUCGGCCAGGUUGUGUGUCGGCACGCUAGUGUUGCUAGGGUUAGCGGGUGCGUUGGCCUUCAGCGAGCAUAGUACGAUCGAGAAAAGCUUCGUCCAGGCACAGCACGAGUGCGUUGCGUAUCUGAACCUUCCGAAGCACCGACUGUACCAGUACCUAGUGUACAACUAUUCGAACGACGCCAAAACCAAACUGAUGAUCCGUUGCGUCGGUUUGCUUCUGCGCUGGUGGAAUUCGGACGGUGUGCUUAACGAGCAUGUGAUAGCCCAAUACUUCCGGCCCGACCUUGCCGAUGCGACGUACUGCGAACGAACGCGCCUGUGCAUUGCGAACAAAGCUCCGGAAGGUGAUGAGCUGUGUAGCCGAGCGUUCGAAACAUUCCAGUGCUAUCUGCAGCAGUACGGUGAGCUGGUAAACUGUCCCAAAAUAGUCCCGCUGGGCGACGAGCGGCUUGCCGAAACGAUGCACUUUUGUCUGAACGUGUUGAGUUUGCCGCUGUCCUACUUCGAGAACUACACCAGCUCGGCGGAACUGUUCCUCGCCACCGACGAGUCCCGCUGUUUGCUGAGAUGUUUCGUGAUUCGGACGGGACUGUAUUCGGACCAUAACGGACCGUUUGCCCACCGGUUUAAGCUACAGUUCGGUCCCCCCAGCCCGGACGCGAAUGACAACGACCUAGAGGGGGAUUACUGCGUAACGCGACUGCGCCGUGAAGGAUACGACGAAUGUUCGCUAGCUGCUCGGUCACUGUACGAGUGUUACUACUUCGCCGAUACGUUGCUGCCCACAUUCGAGCGUAUACUACCCAUUUUGAAGAUCGUCAUGGCGACGGAAUCGGCUGCAACGGCGAUGAAUUCAAGCUGUUGUUCAGCAAACAAAAUAAAGCACAGUGAAUAGUAAAAA